AUGCAUUUCAACUCCUUCGCCGUUUGCCUUGGUCUGGCUGGUCUGGCCCAGGCACACAUGGAGAUGAUCUCCCCCGCCCCUUUCAAGUCCAAGGAGAACCCUCACGCCGGCAGCGAUGUCGACUACAGCAUGACCGCUCCUCUUGAGGCCAGCGGUGGCAACUUCCCUUGCAAGGGCUACCACUCUCUCUUCGGCACUGAGGCUGGUGCCUCUGUCGCCGAUUGGGAGGCCGGUAGCCAACAGACCAUGAAGAUCACCGGUGGUGCUAACCACGGCGGUGGUUCUUGCCAGGCCUCUCUCUCCUUCGAUAAGGGCGAGUCUUGGCAAGUUAUCCACUCCUUCAUCGGUAACUGCCCUGCUGCUGGUACAUCUUCUUUCGAUUUCAAGGUUCCCUCCGAUGCUCCCUCCGGCGAGGCCAUCUUCGCCUGGAGCUGGUUUAACCAGAUUGGUAACCGUGAGAUGUACAUGAACUGUGCUGCCGUCACCAUCAAGGGUGGAUCUAAGCGCGCUUCUGCCAUGAGCAACCGUCCCGCCAUGUUCGUCGCCAACGUUGGCAAUGGUUGCACCACUGAGGAGUCCUCUGACCUUGAGUUCCCCGAACCCGGUCCCGAUGUGAGCAACGACUCUCAGAAGACUGCUGGCCCCAUGGGAUCUUGCGCCAAGGCUGGCUCCGGCUCCGGCUCCGGCGAUGGUGCUGCUCCCAGUGCGCCCGCUGACAACGGAAACAAUGGAGGCGACAGCGGCGCUGCUCCCAGCACCCCUGCCGGUGGUAACGAUGGCUCCUACAACCCUGGCAACGAUGGUGCUGGUGCCGCCCCCAGCGCCCCUGCUCCCACCAAGCCUGCUGAAGGCGCCCCUGAUGCGUAUGUACCCUCACCCUCUUCUGCAACUGACAGUGGUCCUAAUUCGCAAACUUCUAGUCCUGGAGGUGUCUUCAUCACUGUCUCUCAACCCGCUGAGGCUACCGCUGCUCCCUCGGCCCCUGCCAACGAUGGCGCCGGCUCCAGCACUCUUCUGACCAUGACCAAGCCUGCUCCUGCUGCUCCCACCAGCAUUGUUACCCCUGAGCCCGCUCCUGCUGCUCCUACUCCCCCCGCUGCUCCCGCGACCCCUGAUGCUGGUGAGGGUGGUUCUGGUACCGAGGAGACUGCAGGUUCCGCUUGCACCGAGGAGGGUCAAUGGAACUGCAUCAGUGGUUCCAAGUACCAGCGCUGCGCUUCCGGUACAUGGUCUGUUGUUCAGUCCAUGGCAGCUGGUACUACCUGCUCUGGCAACAAGAGCCAAGCCAUGGCCUUUGGAUUCGGCCGCAAGCUCGCUUUUCGAUUUCGUCGGGCCUAA
Fusarium venenatum is the source of this 1338-nucleotide messenger RNA. NCBI's taxonomy places the organism in Eukaryota, Fungi, Ascomycota, Sordariomycetes, Hypocreales, Nectriaceae. The record is from RefSeq and is a predicted model, not a curated record.